Molecule: messenger RNA, 1824 nt
Organism: Geosmithia morbida
Lineage: Eukaryota; Fungi; Ascomycota; Sordariomycetes; Hypocreales; Bionectriaceae
Exons: 2
Coding region: 1-1824 (607 amino acids)
Source: RefSeq, a predicted model, not a curated record
AUGCCGCUCGAACAGACUGUCACCAUUGUCAACAACUCGGGCAAGAUCAUCAGCACCGGUAAACAACUACUCAACAUCUUCAAGGAAGCCAAGGGAGCCUACCAGGAGAAGAAGGCACAGGUCAAGACGGAAAAGGCCCAGCUCCAGCGAGCCCGCACCUUUGAGUCGUACGCCCCCGCUCAUUCUCACCAUCCCCGCGACCAGUACGCCGACUACUACGAGGCGUACGACGACUACGACGAGAAGGACGACUACUUCUCCCCCAACCCUCACCACCGUCAUGGCCCUUCUCGCAGCCGCUCCGUCCACGAGGCCGGCCCGCCCCCCCGGUCGUCGCGGAGGUCGGCCGCCGGGUCUGUGAGCGGUAGCGCCGUGUCUCGCCCGAGGCGCCACCACUCGACCAGGGAACACCGGGGCGCCAGGUCUGCACGCCCUGCCCUGACCGAGAACAACCUGAAGACGCUGAGCGAGGUGUCGAGCACGGCUCCCUCGCAGAGGGCGCCCGCGAUGUCGGCCGGCGGCGGCGGCGGCGCCUCGGCCUACCACCGCAGCCCGUACGCCGAGACGCAGUACGACGCCCGCAACUACGCCGUGGCGGAGCGCUACCCUUCCAACUUCUACGUGGGUCGGCGGUCGUCCGUGGGUGACGCCCACGGCCACCCGGAGAGCGCGUACCGCAGCCCGCCGUCGACGCCCGAGAGCGACCGCCAGGGCCGCCGCAAGUCGAUCGACAUGAACCUGGCCUACGGCGACGUGCCGCCCGACCUGGAGGACCGCAUCGAGCUGGACCCCGACCGCCAGGAGGAGGCCAAGGAGAAGGAGGCGCGCGACCUGGUCAACAAGGUGGAGACGAUCCUAGACGAGGUCCAAUGCGUGCGCCACUCGGCCAACCACACCAUCACGCACCUGCAGAAGAACCCGGACAGCGCGGCGGCCGUGGCGCUCACGCUGGCCGAGCUGUCGAGCAUCGUGACCAAGAUGUCGCCUGCCUUCCUGAGCGUGCUCAAGAGCAGCUCGCCCGCCGUCUUCGGCCUGCUGGCCUCGCCGCAGUUCCUGAUCGGCACGGCCGCCGUUGCCGGCGUCACCGUCGUCAUGUUUGGCGGCUGGAAGAUCUUCAAGAAGGUCCAGGAGGCCCAGGCCGCCCGCCAGGCCCUGGCCUACGAGUCCAGGCCCGCCCUGCCCAUGAGCCCCUCGUCGGAGUACCCGGGCCACCAGGAGCCCGCGUACGACUACGGCCCGACGCCCACGAGGAGGGGCGCCCCGACCGCCUACAGCGACGGCGUGGACGAGGCCCUCGUCUUCCAGAAGGAGGAGAUGGAAGUGGGCGGCGACGUCCUGGACGACGACCUCAGCGCCAUCGACUCGUGGAGGCGCGGCAUCAUCCCCGAUUUCGGCGAGGCCGAGAGCGCAGACAUGGAGCUCAUCACCCCCCAGGCCGAGCGCGCCCGCCUCAAGGCCAUCAGGAGGGAGAAGGGCUACGACAAGGACGACGACUUCGACGCCAAGUCCCGCUACACUGCCAAGACGUCCCGCACCGCCAAGACGGGCAAGACGUCCAGCAAGCCGACCUCGGCCUCCAAGCCCAAGGCCUCCUCCUCCUCCAAGACGGAGAAGAAGAGCGGCGGGAGCAGCAAGGUCGGCGCGGGUGGCGGGAAGUCCAAGGUCCCCACCAAGUCUCCCUUCCGCGCCAUCGAGGACGGCCGGAACCAGAAGGAUGAUGCAUUCAACAUGGUCAUCAGGCCAAAGGGCGAGAGGCAGAGCAACAUGCUCAAGGCGCUGUUCAAGAACCAAAAGGACAAGGAGAAGGACUUUGUCCGCGUCUAG